Molecule: messenger RNA, 8578 nt
Organism: Acanthochromis polyacanthus (spiny chromis)
Lineage: Eukaryota; Metazoa; Chordata; Actinopteri; Pomacentridae
Gene: hdac4
Product: histone deacetylase 4
Exons: 28
Coding region: 340-3687 (1115 amino acids)
Biological process (GO): chromatin organization; negative regulation of transcription by RNA polymerase II
Cellular component (GO): histone deacetylase complex
Molecular function (GO): histone deacetylase activity
Source: RefSeq, a predicted model, not a curated record
AUUAAGUCAGUAUGGCGGAGCUGCGGGCUGAAUGAUUUUUUACAGAACCGACGGGUCCUAAAACCCUGCCACACGGAUGCUCUCGGACAGUGGAAGAAAAGCAGCAGUUUGCACCCGUCAAUUCAGCCUGACUGUUUGGUGGAAGGAAUCUUGCCCCAACACACCACUGAGGUCUCCACCUGUGGCUCGGUGUGAUGAAGCCCUGAGAAACGACUCCCCCGUGUCCCUCCUUCGCCUGGCUGUGCAACACAUGGUGGUCAAUACACCCACCACAGAGGUGCGCUGACACCCUCACUGCUCUCCUCCAUCAAGUCUGCACCUGCACCAGCAACCAUAGCAAUGAGCUCUCACAGUCGACAAGGUGGAUUGACCAGCAAGGAGCAGCCUCUGGAGCUUCUCAAACCAACUUCGCACAACCAUUUUGUGGAUGUGAGCACAGCAGCGCUGCCCACGCAGGUGCCCCACACCACCACAGCCAUCCUUCCCAUGGACCUGCGCGUAGUGGACCACCCUCACCACCACCACCAGCAGCAGCCCCCCUUUGGCCUGGUUCCCCCACCCCACCCUACACCGGCCACCUCCACAGCUUGUCCCGCAUCAUCUGAGACAGGCCGGGGGCCAGUCAUUGGCCACCAGGAGCAGCACCUGCAGCAGGAACUGGUGGCUCUCAAACACAAGCAGCAGCUCCAGAGGCAGCUACUGAUCGCAGAGUUUCAGAGGCAGCAUGAGCAGCUAUCACGACAACAUGAAGCUCAGCUGCAGGAACAUAUCAAGCACCAACAAGAUUUACUGGCGCUCAAGCACCAACAAGAGCUGUUGGAGCAUCACAGGAAGAUUGAGCAGCAACGUCAUGAGCAGCAGCUGGAGAAGCAGCAGCGAGAACACAAACUCCAACAGCUCAAACACAAGGAGAGGGGACAAGAGAGUGCAGUUGCCAGCACAGAGGUAAAGAUGCGACUUCAGGAGUUUGUCCUGAACAAGAAGAAAGCCUUGGCUCAGCGAAACCUAAACCACUGUCUGCCCAGUGACCCACGCUACUGGUAUGGAAAAACCCAGCAUAGCUCUUUGGACCAGAGCUCUCCUCCCCAAACAGCAUUGUCAGCGUACAACCAUCCAGUGCUGGGGACAUACGACUCCAAAGACGACUUCCCACUCCGCAAAACAGCCUCUGAGCCCAAUCUCAAGCUUCGUUCCAGGCUAAAGCAGAAGGUGACAGAGCGUCGCAGCAGCCCUCUGCUCCGCAGGAAAGACGGACCCAUCACUACUGCCAAGAAGCGGUCUCUAGAUGUGGCUGAGUCUGCAUGCAACAGUGCACCAGGCUCAGGUCCCAGUUCUCCCAACAACAGCUCCAGUAACAUCCCCAGUGAGAACGGGGUCACAAUCUCCAGCAGCCCAGGAGAGGCCUCCCUGCUUCAGAGGCUGGCAGCAAGGGAAGGUUCAGUGAGCCAGCUCUCUCUCUACACCUCACCGUCUCUGCCCAACAUCACCUUGGGACUGCCAGCCACAGGUCCUGCAAGCUCUGUGGUAUCAGGACACCAAGAUGGUGAGAGUCAUCUGGCACUGCCUGCAUUACAGCAGGGCAUUCCACUGACCUCUCCUUUCCUGCCCACUGCCCACCUGCCCUCCUACUUGGCAUCUUCAGCACUGGACAGAGAGGGAGCAGGAGGGGGUACGGCUGGUCACAACCCCCUCCUCCAACACAUGGUGCUGCUGGAGCAGAGCCACAGUCCAAUGGUUGGUCUGGGUGGCCUACCACUACCAUCACCUUCUGUUUCCAAGCUUGUGCGGGGCCACCGUCCACUGGGGAGAACCCAGUCGGCCCCCCUGCCCCAGCAGCAGUGUGGACAGGCCCAGGCCCUGCAGCAGUUGGUGGUCCAGCAGCAGCACCAGCAGUUCCUGGAGAAGCACAAGCAACUAUUCCAGCAACAGCAGCAGCAGCACAUCAUCAACAAGAUCAUGUCCAAGCCCAGUGAUCAGGUCUCAGCGGCAGGCUCCAGUGCCUCGGGACCAGGCAGACAGCACCAGAGUCACCCAGAGGAGACGGAAGAGGAACUCAGGGAGCACCAGGGACUCUCCUCAUCCUCCUCGUCGUCCUCUUCUACCUCUGUGCAGGAGACGGGGAUUCUACGGGGGCUCGUCAUCAAACAGGAGCCCCCAGACCCCCAGGAGCAGGAGGAGAGGGAGCAGAGGGAGAGACAGGCUGACCAGGACUUCCUGUUCAAACAGCAGGCUCUGCUGUUAGAGCAGCAGCGGAUCCACCAGUUGAGGAACUACCAGGCUUCCAUGGAAGCAGCCGGCUUAUCAGUCAGCUUUGCUGGACACCGGCCUCUGUCCAGGGCUCAGUCAUCUCCUGCCUCUUCCUCCUUCCCCAUGGUGGUACAGGAACCACCAGCCAAGCCUCGAUUCACUACAGGUCUUGUGUAUGACUCCUUGAUGCAGAAGCACCAGUGUAUGUGUGGCAACACCACCAGUCAUCCAGAGCAUGCUGGCCGUAUUCAGAGUAUCUGGUCCCGACUACAGGAGACAGGCCUCAGGGCACACUGUGAGUGUAUUCGUGGCAGGAAGGCCUCGUUGGAGGAGCUACAAACGGUUCACUCAGAGGCCCACGUCUUACUGUAUGGAACUAACCCACUGCGACAGAAACUAGAUUGCUCAGUAAGUCCCAUGUUUGUGAGGUUACCGUGUGGAGGCAUCGGGGUGGACAGCGACACCAUUUGGAAUGAAGUCCAUUCGUCCAGUGCGGCUCGCCUGGCCGUCGGCUCGGUGGUGGAGCUCGUCUUCAAAGUAGCAUCAGGAGAACUGAAGAACGGUUUUGCUGUAGUUCGACCACCUGGUCAUCAUGCUGAGGAAAGCACACCCAUGGGCUUCUGUUAUUUCAAUUCAGUCGCCAUAGCAGCCAAGCUCCUGCAGCAGAGGCUCAAUGUCAGUAAAAUCCUCAUCGUGGACUGGGAUGUUCACCAUGGUAAUGGCACCCAGCAGGCCUUCUACGCCGACCCCAGUGUUCUUUACUUGUCUCUUCAUCGCUAUGACGACGGAAACUUCUUCCCGGGCAGUGGAGCUCCUGAUGAGGUGGGCAGUGGAGCAGGUGUCGGCUUCAAUGUGAAUAUGGCCUUUACUGGAGGAUUGGAGCCUCCCAUGGGUGAUGCAGAGUAUCUAGCUGCAUUCAGAACGGUGGUCAUGCCUAUCGCCAACGAGUUUGCCCCAGACAUGGUUCUGGUAUCUUCUGGCUUUGAUGCGGUAGAUGGACAUGCUCCACCAUUGGGAGGAUACAAACUGACAGCCAAAUGCUUUGGCUACCUGACCAGGCAGCUGAUGGGUCUGGCAGGCGGCCGGCUGGUGCUUGCCUUGGAGGGGGGUCACGACCUCACAGCCAUAUGUGAUGCCUCCGAAGCCUGCAUCUCUGCUCUGCUUGGGAAUGAGUUGGACCCCAUUCCUGACGAGGUGCUGCAACAGAGACCCAACGCCAAUGCUGUACACUCUAUGGAGAAAGUAAUUGAAAUUCACAGUAAAUACUGGCGCUCGUUGCAACGCUCUGCCUCCACACUCGGUUGUUCGUUGAGCGAGGCCCUCCAACGGGACACAGACGAAGCUGAAACCGUCUCCGCCAUGGCCUCAUUGUCCGUCGCCAACAAGCACAUUGGAAGCAGAGCUGAAGAGGAACCAAUGGAAGAGGAAGCUCCCAUGUAAAAAAAAAAACAAAAAAAAAAAACAUCCCUCUCCUUUGACCACUCAGACCAGUCUUGAUCUUUGACUGUUUCCUCGUCCAGUCAGUUCUAGUUUAAACUCCUCUCCUAUGUCUGACCCCUGCCGGAUCAAGCUGGCGUCUCAUCGUGGGAGGACAACUUGGAGAGCUGACAAAAGUGGCACUCAGAGGAAACAGACCACUGAAGAUGAGCGAUGCAUUCACUGAUCAGCAGUGCACCAAGUGAUCAGCAUAAAUGUGCUGCAUUGCAUUGCACUUCAAGACCUUAGAAAUACGAGGAUUUACUCACCCAUCCCACAAAGACAGCCUCGAGUGCCAGUGCUUUUAAACACUAGACAGAUGUGCUUUUUGAUUGCCAGUCGGAACCGUACACGGAGGAUGUACAGUCGUCUACUUUUCAUAUUAUUCUGUUCUUUCUGUGCUUUAUCGUCAUCUUCUCACUUUCAUCAAGACCACCAGAGCUAUUGUGAUUGUGUCUGCACUAAGGAUGGGUUCCCGCUCUUUCAAGAUAACUGAAUGAGAGGAACAAAAUUUCCUGCAAUUUUCCGAGGUUGUUAAAGGUUACAGAAGAGAAAGGUCAGCAGAUUUCCAGGAUUCCAAAAUUACUGACAGUAAAAGACUGUGCAUUUGUGCCUUUUUUUCCAACCUGGUGGGUUUUCUUUUGAACUCCACUGAAAGAGCUUUGCCUUAAAAACAGGUUUGGGAACGAGGCCUCUUCUCCCCAACCCCUUAAACAUUUUAUCCUGACAAGUCAUCCACUGCCUGCAUGUUGUUGGCACAUAGACUGGAGGACCUUCUUGGCAUGUUUACCUAUAAUUCCCUGCUACCAGCCUACUGUCUCUCCCUUCAUCUUUGCAUUUUCCGCUCAUUUUCAGUCUCAGCUUGGAAGGUAGUUCCCAGCCACAAGUUGGAGGUGGCUCCAUUUAAAAGGAAGGUAGAGGCGGGAUUUGUAUUUUUGUAUAAUCGUGUAUCACCUAGGCAUCAAUUCUUCUUCAUCAGUGGAAGAGUUAAGUAGCAUGCACUUUACUAAAACAACAGGACUUCUGAGUAAUAGAAUCCUGUUUUACUGUAUGUAGUAGUUAGACAACAAUGAAGCCAAAGCAUGACUGACUAUCAUCUCUGUAGAGUCAGACCCUUUACAGUCCCACACAUGGAACACAGGCUCAGCAGGGACAAUUUCUACAUUAGAAUUUUUGCAGCAAAAUUGACGGAUGGAAAGGAAUUAAUCUCACAUGGGCCAAUUUGUCGAACCAGCCCUCUCUUUAAGACAAAUGUGUCUCCCUGGUAGCAAGGACCAUACCACCUGGGAUUUUCCAGAGGGAUGUUCCAGAGGCUCCCACAGCUGGCUUAACAUCUUUAGGCCCUUGUUAAGCACAUCUGCUCUCCAAAUGUCAGGUGCUGUGAGCCAGGUGUGUGUACGCCUGUCUGUUCAGAUACAGUGAAGCACAAGCUGCCCUUUAUGAAUAUUAAGUAGUUUAAUAGUAUCACUUGAAAACUGAAAACAAAUUCAUAUAUUUGCAUCUUUAAAUAGCACGUGUAGCUCAGUCUCUCCUCUGGAUUUUGAAUGUCCCAUGUAGGGUUCCAGGAGCAGUUUAUUACACCCGAAUGCUCUAUAUUGUCUGCAUCCUUUUCAAGGUUUUAAAACAUUUAAGAAGAGAGGAAUUAUUAUAUUCUGAGCUUAAUGAUUUGAAUAUUUUGGAACUAAAUCCACAAGAAUGCUGCCAGUCAGAGCUCAGUCCCAAAAAAAAAAUAAAAAAUCACACUGUGCAACACACACCAGCCUCCAGAUUAGUUUUUGUAUAAUUCUGACAGGUGAAAUCAUCACAAACUCUUUUUCAUUUUGCCAACAUGUCUGGUGAAACAGUGCAAGCUUCCUGUGUGUAACCAUCCUUCCAACUUGUGUUUGGCCCUCUGGGCAACUACCUUCUGCCACCUUUUAUUCCAUCUACAGGCUAAUCAUAUGUUUAAUGUAUUUUUUGUGUGAACAGGAAACAGAGUGCUGUGGUGUUUACUGUUGUUUACUGUACAUAGGACACUGAUCUCCUGAGUAUUCCUGCCACAGUCUCACUCACACACACACACACACAGCUAUCAAUGACUACUUUUGUUGAUUUUUUUCCCCCCCCUUUCCCAUUCGUCUUUUUUCUGGUUUUGUUGCCCUUUCAGUGGACUCUAGUGACUUAUUUUUGUACUUUUUUUAAAUGUAUUUUCUUGUCGUUUUGUAUAUGUCGCCCGCUCUCUCCUCACUGUUUCUCUGUUACAUUGUAAAACUGACAAACUUCACAACAGGUGAAGGUUCAGACUCUGUUUUUGCAGACAUUACAUGUAUGCGUUUUCUGGGUUCAGGGUUUUUGUGGGAGUGUGGGGAUGCUAAUGUUUCUACUUUGUAUAAUGAUGGACAAUUGUGUAUUUACUGUCUGUUCAUAGUAGAUUUAUAUAUAAAAAGAAAUGAGUAUAUUAUAUAUAUCUAUACAUAAUGAAAUACUAUGAUCUUGUUUUUGAAGUUGGUAUUGGAAAACAAUACUUUUCAUGGGUCUUGCAAACAGUCGGCCCUUUUAGGGUGUUCAUGUCGGCACCACUUGCUGUUCUGGUUACAGCUGAUUACACGUUCAGCAGCAUUUUACUGGCUGUCUUUUUGUCUUUCAGCAGUGAUGACUAGUUUUUCACUUUAUUUAUCCCGUUAGUACCAUAACACUGUUACAGUAGGUGUGCAGUUGCCCUGCUCAACCUCACAUAUUCAUGCACAUAUUUGUACUAUUCCAUACUUUUUCGAUGUUGUGUGUCCAUGUGAUUGUAGAAAAAAACACAAAUCUUGACUGGCAUCUUUUAAGUAUUUGAAGAAAUGUGCAACUACACCUUAAAAUCUGGAUACAGCACUUCUCAAAAACGACCAAUGUUUGUUCUUUUCCCGUAAAAGUUUCCAAGUUCAUCCUCUAACGUCUUUGCAAGAACAAGAAAAAUGGGAAAUAGUUGAGUUUGAUGUGCCUUUCCCCUGUGUUAAAUCACUAUGUUGGGAAUUUCAAAUGAUUUUACGUUAUCAUCACUUAUUUUUUUAGCAGGCCAAAUACCCUUAGUUUUAAUUUAAAUCACCAUUUGUCGAGUUUGCAUCUAAUUCAUUGAUGUGGUAUGCAAGUGAUGCCUUUGGGCUUUCAGGAGUUGCCUGUUGUUAAGCAAGACUUUUCCUGUAUCCAAAAAGAUUGCAGGUGUUCGAUCCCUGCAGCAGUCCACAUGUCUUCUCUUACUUGGCAGACACAAAAACUCCAUUCCUUGCUUUAACUGUACAAGGACCAGUUUUUUGUUUUUUGUUUUUUUUUAAACAGAAUGUCUUAAAAAGAAAAACAGAAAAAAAACACAUUAUGAUUACAUUGUCAUAUGCUGAAUUUUCAGUCAGACUUGUAAGGAGAAAAUUGAAUCACUUUGACUGAAUGUAUCUGACAUCUACUGGCAAAAAGAUGAUGUCCUCAAUUUACAUUCAGACUUUUUCAUGCCUGUGUCAUCUUCCACCUCAGAAAUUUACAGGAACAAAGAAAAUGUAGACACAUCAACCUAAGUUUUUAAUAAAUUGUGUACCAUAAUGUAGGACUUGCCCAAAAGAGUGUUUUCAGAAGGGCUUUAUUGGGCAUCAAAUCUUUAAUUUUAUUUCAUAUUUUGCUUUUUUUUGUACAUUCCCUUUUGAGACACCUACACAGAAGUGUCACUUUCUCCUGUCUUGUAAUUUCAGACCACUGUGUUGUGUGAUACUUGCAUGCAGGGUGGUUGGGAUAUGAAAAUACAUAUAAUGAGGCUGUCCGGAAUGUCAACUCAACAGGGACAGGCUGACAUCUCAUUUUAAUACACUUAAAAAGAGAUGCUUUUCAGUAACCCAGCCCAGAACAUUCCCAGAACCUUUGCACAGCAUUGCCAGUCAUUUCUACUGUUUAAUGCUUUGGUUUCUCAAACGCAGCCAAAACUAGCACUGUCUGGCCAUCUGUCUACACUGUUAGUCUUAAAACAAUGUCCAGUAACCAAAAAGAAAGAAAGAAAAAACAGAAACAUUCCAUUUUGUUAUAAUUUCCAUUUAUUAGGAGGCAGAUUUUUCUUUUCUUUUUUUUUUAUUUUAACCCUCAAAAGUUCAAGAGUUGUCUGGUUAUUUAGGUGGCCUGGUCUGACUAAACUCCAUCCCUCUUUUCUCUCUGCAUGAUCUGUAUGUCUGCAUGCACUGUCUGUCUGUCUGUCUGUCUGUCCCCUGCCACAUACCAGCACAAGGGAUCGAGCACUGAAGGACAUUAGUACUUUCACUGUAUCCAAACUGUCUUAUCUCUUUUGAUGCUUUUUGUUUCUAGUGGGGAGGAGUUUGGAUGCGUUCCAUGCUGUGCUCUAACCUGUAGCAUAUGGAAUCAUCAAACCUGGAAGACUUAAGUUGAAUAUUUUACAAAAGGAAAAAGGAAAAAAAAAAAGGUAUCUAGCACAGACAAUAGAUUUAAUUGUAUUUAUGUAGAAAACAAAUUGUUUUAGUGGGAUGCUUUGUAAACUGCAACAACAGAAUGGACCUUUUUAAAAAAAAAAAAAAAAUCAGGCAAGAUGUGACUUUGGUGGAUUUUUGGGAAGACACUUGUUCUUUGUCACAUCUGGACUUCUCAAAGGGCUCCAUCCAGUUGCCUGGUCAUUGUUACAGUCGUCCAUUCCAGUAAAUAUGCCAGUUAUCUCUAUGACCACUGUGGUUCAACAACAAACAGUUCUAGGUUUACAUAUGUAUAAAAUGCUUCUUCUUUUUUUAUCAGUUACGUUUUUGACUUGUUCCACCAUUGUUACAGAAAUAGUACUUUUUUCUCGGGAACCUUUGCUCUAACAUGUUGUCUUUGACAUCUACAAUAUAAAGUAUUGUUUUGGAAAAAC